This is a messenger RNA of Ictalurus furcatus (blue catfish), 3953 nucleotides long. It is a transcript of the gene slc15a1a, whose product is annotated as solute carrier family 15 member 1a. Lineage: Eukaryota; Metazoa; Chordata; Actinopteri; Siluriformes; Ictaluridae. Bases 1039 to 3540 code for a protein of 833 amino acids. Gene Ontology annotation, molecular function: dipeptide transmembrane transporter activity. Gene Ontology annotation, cellular component: membrane. The transcript is spliced from 20 exons. Gene Ontology annotation, biological process: oligopeptide transport; transmembrane transport. The record is from RefSeq and is a predicted model, not a curated record.
AUGAUUUGUAUUUAAUGUUUGUAAUGCAUUUAUACUGAUGUAGCUCAAUCUUAUUGAUUUGACAGUCAAAGAGAAGAGCGGUGAUGAGAAACCAAAGAAGGUCAGAACAGUGCUGUCUCUGAAACUAUCGAAAUGUUGUAUUCUAAUCCAAAUUUCUCUCAGCAAUACGCCGUAGAUCUACUUCUUUAUUUUCUUCAUUUUUCAAUUCAUUCAUUUUAGAAAACAGUGUUAAUGUUGAUGGGGCUGUUGUGUUUACUCAGCUGCUUAAGAGUUUGACUAGAUUAAACCAGUAGAGCCCUUAUCUAAUAACCGUCUGUAUAAACAGAUUUAGAUUUCUAUCAAAAAUGAUAGCUGUAAACUGCAAUAAGGCUAAUUUAUAGACAUACAGUAUACUAAGUGCACUUAAUUAUACCGCACAAAACCUGGAACAUCAUUUAUUACUUUGGUUGCAUUACUCACAGAUUUCAAGUAAUUAGAAAAUGAAACAUUUAUGUUACAUAGCUGCAGAGUGCUUGUGUUUAUUUACAGAAUCCUUGCAGUUAAUGCCCUGAAGCAGCUGCUAAAUGACACUAUAAAUCUGGGUUGAAUAAUCAAGUUGACUUCACCGUUGGGUUUUACAUAGAUGCAGUAAAUAAUCUUAUGAUCACCAUUUGAAGGCACAGUGUACCUUUGGUUCACUAGUGAAUGUGGGAGGAAGGGUGUCUCACCUGUAGCAGAGCUUUUAAAGAAUCCACAAAUAUCAGGAACUCAGCUGCCACCUGCUGGACAACAUGUAUUCAUUUACGUUUAAGUUCCCAGACCUGGUGCUGGAGUAAUUGCUGUCCUGUGCAUUUUAGUGUUUUUCCUGCUCUAACACACCCACUGAAUCUCAGGAAGGGUUGUUAGUUAGCUGAUUAGGGUUUUUUUUUUUUUUUUCCAGGUGUGUUAGAGCAGAGAAAACACUAAACUGUGCAGGUUAGGGGGUACUCCAGGAACAAAGCUGGGAACCUGUGUUUUAUAGAUUUUACUUUCAUCACAUUUUAGCCAGUCUGAUAUAAUAUGUCUGUCUCUGUGUGUGUGUGUGUGUGUGUGUGCGUGUGUGUGCGUGCGUGCGUGCGUGCGUGCAGAGCAUGGAAUGCUGUGGUUAUCCAGUCAGUAUAUUUUUCAUCGUUGUCAACGAGUUUUGUGAGAGGUUCUCCUACUAUGGAAUGCGUGGUAAGAGAACAGCGAAAUGUGCAGUGCAGUUAUUGGAAUAAUAAUGGCUUUAAUAAAACAAUAAUACUUUCAGUGACCAACAGCAUAAAAUCACAAUGCAACCGUGAGAAAGUAUUUAAUUGUUCUGACUUGCACAAAAUUGGAGUACAAAGAAAGCUGGGGUGGGGGUACUGUUUUUUUUUAUAUAUAUAUAUCUUGGUCAGUUAUAUAACAGUUACAGAUUACAUUUAUGACCUUGUGGGAACAUUUUGCUUAAGUCUUAAUUAUGUCAAUUGGAUAGUAGGACAAACAUUUUGUUUCCUCCUAGCGGUGCUGGUGCUGUACUUCAGGUACUUCCUGCGUUGGGAUGAUGACCUCGCCACCUCCAUCUAUCACGCUUUUGUGGCCCUGUGCUACUUGACUCCCAUACUAGGCGCCAUCGUGGCUGACUCCUGGCUUGGAAAGUUUAAAACCAUCAUCUACCUGUCCAUUGUGUAUGCCAUCGGCCAGAUCGUCAUGGCAGUCAGUGCUAUUCAAGACAUCACCGACACAAACAGAGAUGGCACACCAGACAAUAUGACAGUGCAUGUUGCCUUGGCAAUGAUAGGGCUGAUUCUCAUCGCUCUUGGUACAGGUGGCAUCAAACCCUGUGUGUCUGCGUUUGGAGGAGAUCAGUUUAAGGACCACCAGACAAGGCAGAGAAGUACGUUUUUCUCUGUGUUCUACCUGUGUAUUAAUGCUGGCAGUCUCCUCUCCACUCUCAUCACCCCCAUACUCCGAGGUCAGGAGUGUGGUAUUCACAGUACACAGAAAUGCUACCCGCUGGCUUUUGGUGUUCCUGCAGCCCUCAUGGUGGUCUCUCUGGUUGUGUUCAUUGCUGGCAGUGGUAUGUAUGUUAAAGCCGCACCCAAGGGCAACAUUAUGCUGGAUGUGUCUAAGUGCAUUGGGUUUGCUGUUAAGAACCGUUUCAAUCACAGGAGCAGUAAAUACCCAAAGAGAGAGCACUGGCUGGACUGGGCUGAUGAGAAAUAUGAUAAACUCCUCAUUGCUCAGAUUAAGAUGGUGCUCAAAGUGCUGUUCCUCUACAUCCCUCUCCCAAUGUUCUGGACUCUAUUUGACCAAAAGGGCUCCCGUUGGACCCUCCAAGCCACCACCAUGGAUGGGACCUUUGGAACACUGGUUCUGCAGCCGGAUCAGAUGCAGACAGUGAACCCCAUUUUGAUUCUCACCCUGGUGCCCAUCAUGGACAGAAUAGUGUAUCCUCUCAUCAGAAAGUGUGGCUUCAACUUCACCCCUUUGAAGAGAAUGACUGUUGGGAUGUUUUUGGCUGCCAUGGCUUUUGUGUCUGCAGCUCUGGUCCAGAUUCAGAUCGAUAAAACACUGCCAGUUUUCCCAUCCUCUACACAAACUCAGCUGAAGGUAGUGAACAUGGGAAGUGCUCAGCUCCAAGUCAACAUCCCUCCCAAUACAAUUGUUCAGCUCGGAUCCCUGAAGGCCAGUAAGGACUACAUGACCUUUGACAGUCCAAACAUUACAGUUUUGUUGAACACAAAUCCUGUGAUCAAUAAAGCCUUCACCCUGAGUUUGGGACAGCGUCAUACCCUCAUUAUCCCCUCUGAUCCUAAUGCCAUGUAUCUGACAGAAGAUUUAACCGCCAAACCAGAGCAAGGCAACAAUGCAGUCAGAUUUGUAAAUGGUAUGAGAACAGCAUUGAAUGUUUCAAACAUUGCACUCAUCGAACCAUCAGCUGUUUCAAACAACACACUGGUUUCACAGGGGUCUCGGAAGUUUACCAUCACUGACGGUAUGAAUUCGUGUCAGUUCUCAACACAGUUUGGGUUUGGAGGAGCGUACACCUUCCUUAUCCCCAGCACACUGAUCUGGAAUGAAAAUUGUGGUAAUGUAGUGACAGUGGAAGAUAUUCAGCCCAAUACUGUGCACAUGGCCCUUCAGAUCCCACAGUAUUUCCUCAUCACUGCAGGAGAAGUGGUGUUCUCUGUCACCGGCCUGGAAUUCUCAUACUCACAGGCCCCCAGCAACAUGAAGGCAGUACUGCAGGCCGGCUGGCUCUUAACUGUGGCUGUGGGAAACAUCAUUGUGCUGAUUGUGGCAGAGCUGGCAAAGCUACCAGAAAAGUGGGCAGAGUAUGUGCUGUUUGCUUCUCUGUUAGUGGCAGUGUGUAUAAUCUUUUCAAUAAUGGCAUAUUUCUACACCUACAUCGACCCUGCUGAGAUUGAGGCCAAGUUCAAGCAAAACAAUGAGCAGGAACCAGAUGAGAAAGAAGCAAAAGAAAGUAAAGCUUUAGAGAUGGAAACACAUAAGACAUUGCAAAGCCAAGAAAAUGAAAUCAAAUUUACUAAAAUUUGAUUAAACUAUGAUUUACCCCACCAUGUACCAUCCAAUGACUAAAUUAUCUUAACAGAUCAUUUCUGAUAUCUUGAAAGAUGUACCAGUGUGCUUACAGACAUUGUGAGUGCCAGAAAUAAAUAUCAUGUGUAUAGAUUCAGAAUAAAAAGUUUAUAGAUAGACCUACUCUAAAUGAACAACCAAAAUGAAAGUAUGGUGAACUGUGAAACAAUAUUAUUAUUAUAAAUAUAGACUAAUGUAUUUUAUAAAUAUAUGUGUACAUAUACCAAUUUGUUAAACUGUAGAAAAAACUCAUUUGCAGGUGAAAAUAUCUAUAUCAAAAUUACCUUAAAAUUACAUUUAAGUUCAGAACCUGCUUAAUGAAUCUCUGGAAGACCAACAAUAAAUUUGUCCCAUUUGCAGAAAUGCAUAAA